Laetiporus sulphureus 93-53 is the source of this 1672-nucleotide messenger RNA. RefSeq names its product U4/U6 snRNP-specific spliceosomal protein. Gene Ontology annotation, biological process: mRNA splicing, via spliceosome. Lineage: Eukaryota; Fungi; Basidiomycota; Agaricomycetes; Polyporales; Laetiporaceae. The record is from RefSeq and is a predicted model, not a curated record. Gene Ontology annotation, cellular component: U4/U6 x U5 tri-snRNP complex. Gene Ontology annotation, molecular function: U4 snRNA binding; U6 snRNA binding; protein binding. The transcript has 9 exons. The coding region runs from base 66 to 1583 and encodes 505 amino acids.
CUUAACGCAUCCCUGGGAACGGAAACAAGUCCAUCGUCCUUACUCGCGUGCUUUCAUCGCAGAAAAUGUCCGAGCUCACUCUUGAUACCCUCAUUGACGAUGGAAAUUACCUUGGUUCUGAGCGUGCGCGGCUCGAGAACAAGGUCAUCCUGGACGAACUCGAACGCAAGAAGAAGGCACGGAGUCUCGCCGUGCCGACGGAUGACAAUCGUGUAAAGGCGAGAUUGCGCGAGAUUGGGGAGCCCAUCACACUGUUUGGAGAGCGCGCUGCCGACCGGAGAGAUCGUCUUAUCUAUGUCUUGUCACAAAUUAAUGCCGCUCGGGGAGAUGAGGCCAUGCAGGUGGAGGAAGAGGAGACGUCGGAGGAAAGCGAAGAGGAGGUCGAGGAGUUCUACACUCCAGGUCCACUCCAGCUCCUGGAGGCUCGCAGGCGGAUAGCGGAGUAUUCUCUGCCCAGAGCUCAAAAACGAGUCACCCAGCAGCGGUUAGACAGCAAGAUACCACUUGGUCGGAUCAUUGACAUUCGCAAGAAAAUAUUUUCCGAAGUCAAGCGCUUCGCGGAGCUGGGUUCUCAGAUUGGCGAUGACAGGCCAAUCUCGCAAGUCCGCUUCUCGCCAGACAGCAAGCUCCUUGCAACCGGCAGUUGGACGGGUAACAUCAAGCUCUGGAACGUACCGAAUUGCACCCCAGUCCGCACCCUGCAUGGCCACAGUGACAAGGUUGGAGGCGUUGCGUGGCAUCCGCAGGCCACUUUGUCGCAAAGUGAAGGUAGCGUGAACCUCGUCAGUGGCGCCGGAGAUAUGGACGUGCAUUUAUGGUCUCUAAAUAGUGAGACACCGCUGUCCGUCAUGAAAGGACAUGCGGACCGGAUAUGUCGAGUGGCCUUCCACCCGAGCGGUGACUAUGUCGCCAGUGCAAGCUUCGACACAUCCUGGAGAUUGUGGGACGUGGCAACAUCAAAGGAGUUGCUGCUGCAAGAAGGCCACUCGAAAGAGGUGUAUACCGUCGAAUUCCAGGAAGAUGGUGCCUUAGCCGCCUCGGGAGGUCUGGAUGCAAUAGGCCGAGUGUGGGAUCUCCGUACUGGGCGAACGGCGAUGGUGCUCGAUGGGCAUGUCCAGGCCAUCCUAUCAAUCGCGUUCUCUCCGAAUGGGUAUCAAAUUGCAACAGGUUCUUGCGAUGACACGAUCAGGAUCUGGGACAUGCGAUCCCUGAGAGCAUUUUACACGAUCCCUGCGCAUCUGUCGAAUGUCUCAGAUAUCCGGUUCUUCCGCGGCACUGAUCUGCCGUACAACAACGUCACCGACUCCCAACCGCCGGACAUCACGAUGGACGGCACAGAUGACAAGGAGAAGGACCAAGAGGCGGAAGAGCGCAGAUACCGCCCCGGGCUCUACAUGGCAAGCGCAGGCUAUGACGGCCUCGUGAAGCUGUGGAGCGCGGACGACUGGCAGCUGCUGCGUACGCUGCCGACGGACGGUGGGAAGGUGAUGUCGGUGGACCUCUCGAACGAUGGAAGGUACCUGGUCUCGGGAACGUAUAACCGCAACUUCCAGAUGUUCGCACCCGAUGAGAGCCUGAUCUAGAUCCGCUGCGUGUACGGUUAGCGUAAAUGCGAAGUUAGCUGUAUGAUCGCGAUCUUGUCGUGUGUACAAUACAACAUUCUCAUAUGGGU